AUGAGGCCCUGGGAAUCGGGACCUGGAUCGAUGGAAGCUCGAGUUGCCUCCCCCGUCUCCUCCGAUCAUGGACAUGGCCUCCUACCGUCCCCGCGCCCGCGCGUGGCCAACGCCUGUGACGUCUGCAAACGCCGCAAGGUUAAGUGCAACGGCGCCACGCCAUGCGGUUACUGUGUGAGCCGGAAACAUCCUUCGUUGUGCCUUUAUUCGCCUCCGAGACAACGGAGGGCGAGGGUGAGGGUGAGCAGGUUGACGGGAGUACAGGAGGGGGAACAGGGUGGACAGGAAGGACAUCAAGAACCAUCUGAAGCAGAUGGAGGAGGUGGUGCGCAUUCGGCGGUAUCACCACAGCCAUCAUGCUCAUCUCGGGGGGGUCAUGCUGUUCAUCCAGCACCAGCGGCCUCCACUUCACAAGCCCGGGCCUCGAGCAGGAGCAGCAACAGCAGCAGCAGCAAAGAGACGCCGCCGGUCGUGACAAAAGAGUCGGAAAUUCCAAGCCGGAGAUCUCUGCCAGGGGAAGUCACUGGAGGCAGCGUAGUAGGCAACGUAGGGCAGUCACAGCCACAGACACAGUCACGGCAGGGGCGGCAGCAUCAAGAGAACCAGCACGAUGUUGUUCAACAAGAACAGGAAGGACAGCAAGAAGAACAAGAACAACAACAACCACGAGAACCUGGUCCAGGGGCAGAAGCCCACAACGAAGAAACCGAAGUCCCCCGCGAAGGCCGUCUCCUCGUCGACCCUCAGGGGAAACUCAUCUUCAUCGGUGACUGCGCCCCGCUUUCCUUCUUCCGCACCGUCCAGAGGCUGAUCAUCUCGCGCAUUGAUCCCGAUGCCUUUGCGCCUGAGAAUAGCGGGUACUCGGCUUUGGAGAACAACAAUGCUGCGUAUUACCCUAGGGCAUCUGGUGCUGAUGCUGCUGCUGGUGUUUUCCCUGCUGGUGAUGGUGGAUAUGGUGGCAUUGGUCGUGGUGGUGGUGGUGGUGGUGGUGGAUAUAGUGGCGGUGGUGGGCGUGGAUCUCCUCUCGUCCAAACCUCCAUCAUUGAAUCGGCUGUUACGGCGUACUUUCAAAGCACGGCCGGGCUCAUUGAUAUCUUUGAUGAUCAGGCGCAGCAGCCGAGGCAGUUGAUUGAGGAUAUUACUUCUUGGGCGGUGCAACUUGGUCGGUCAAGGACGGGGAUGAGGGCGGCGAACGAGGAGGAGGGGACGUUCCUGGGAGCUGGAGGAACUGGAGGCGUACCACCAGGAGGAGACGCCACUUCGGCCGUCUUCUACCUCGUCCUCGCCAUUGGGCUGCUUUUCCAAAAGACCAUCACCAACAAAUCAUCUUCUUCCCCCCGGUCCGAGCCGUCAGGAGUGCCGGAAUCCUCCUUUCCCGAAUCCGAAAGCAUCGCCCAAGCCUACUUCGAUCAUGCCCGCGACCUCGCCUUCGCCAACCUAAGCGGCAACCUCGGCCUAGCCUCGGUGCAGUCCUUCCUGCUCAUCACGCUCUACAUGCUAGGGGCGUGCCAGAUCAACGGGGCGUUCAUCUUCUUUGGCAUCGCCGCGCGCUCGGCCUUCAGCAUCGGAAUUCAUCGCACCGAGGUUAAUGCACGCUUCAGUCCCGAGAUUCACCGCCAGCGUGACCGGCUGUGGAAGAGCCUGCGCGUGGUGGACCUGUUCCUUAGCACGUCCAUGGGCCGACCACCUGCGACCAGCGACGUUGACUGCACGGUGCUGUACCACGCCGUGGACGGCGAAGGGAGGGAGCAGACGGAUCCGGAUUUCAGUGGGGACUAUCUGCUGAACGGGUCGGCGCAGAUCUUUUUGAUCAUUGAGGGAAUCGUGUUGGAGGUGUACUCGAGGCGGAAAAUCUCGCCGCAGCUGACGGAGGGUAUCUCGAGGGAGUUGAGGGAGUGGUCAGCUAGGUGGUUGCAAAGGCUGAAGCGGGUGAUUGAUGAGGAGCGACCACGGCCAAGCCCGAGACAGACGCCGCUACUGACGGCAGCGGGGUCGGAGGCAAUGGUGGUUAAUGGAGCUUGUCAGGUGCUUGCCUCGUAUUAUUAUGCAGUGAUUCUGGUGUCGAGGCCGUUCCUCAUGGUUGAACUGAGGCGAAGGCUGGCCGAGGGGUAUCCGGCGGAAGCAUUCACAGCAAGAGAUGGGGUGGUGACAUCGGGCAAAUCCAAACUUGCGGAUGCUUGCAUUGAUGCUGCUAGUUUGAUGGUUGAUCCGAUCCAGGAUCUGAUUGAAAGAGGUUUGAUGGCUCGGCGGGCGCCCGUGAUUGUGUCAUGGCUCUUUGCCUCCUCGCUUGUCUUGGGCUUAGGCCUUCUGGGAGGCUUUGGUCGUAUCAUCGAAAAGUACUGCCGUGCUUCCAUCGCAGCGCUGGAGUACUUUGCCGAAGCCGAUGCUCACGCCGUGCAGUACUCGCUUAUCGCCAAGUCCCUGCUCAACACGGCCUUGGCCUAUUUAGAAAAGAGGGAGAUGCAAGAUCGGCUUCGAAGAACGGAAAGCUCGUCCCAGUUAUUUGGUCUUAUACCUGGUCGAAACUCUGGGGACAACACUACAAAUGAGAACCACAACAAUGACAACCACAACAACAACAACCACAAUAUCAUCAACGGUCACGAAGAUCUCAGAGACACCUCCCUCACUUCCCAUCAACAUCAAUACGACCAACAAUCCCACUAUCAACGAAGCAUCCAACACACCAACCCCUCAGUAGGAGGACAAUUUGGUGGUAUCCCUGGAAGUUUUCGCGGCGAUGGUAGUACUCUCACACAACAACCACCACCACCACCACCACCCAAACCCUCAUCAUAUCACAUUGGAACACACCACAACUCGCACAAUCAUCACAAUUACCUCCACCACCAUCAUCACCAUCCCCAUGCUCAUGCCCAUGCACACACACCAUCAUCUACCGCCUUCUCCCCCGUUGUCAGCCGCUUCAACAGCAACAACAUGAAUCGCCACUUUGACUUUUUCGGCGGACACGAGUCAACAUCAACAGCAGCAACCACUUUUCUCGGCAUGACCGAGUCCCUUCCUCGCACGCCCGAGUUCUCUAUCAUGGGCGGCUCGCUGGACUCGGAUGCGGAUCAGACAUUUGGAGCGCUCAAUCUGUUUCCGUUGUUGGAGACGGAUGGGCAUAUCGAUUUGGCUAAUUACUUUUGA
Molecule: messenger RNA, 3153 nt
Organism: Neurospora tetrasperma FGSC 2508
Lineage: Eukaryota; Fungi; Ascomycota; Sordariomycetes; Sordariales; Sordariaceae
Exons: 2
Coding region: 1-3153 (1050 amino acids)
Biological process (GO): DNA-templated transcription; positive regulation of transcription from RNA polymerase II promoter by galactose
Cellular component (GO): nucleus
Molecular function (GO): DNA-binding transcription factor activity, RNA polymerase II-specific; RNA polymerase II cis-regulatory region sequence-specific DNA binding; zinc ion binding
Source: RefSeq, a predicted model, not a curated record